AUGAACUCUCACUUUCCAAAUUCAAGUUCUUCAACAGAGAAACAAUGGGGAGAGAAAGUAUCAGAGAAAGUAAUAUCAGCAUACAAAUCUCUCCCCAAAAAAGGAAAGCCUCAAGGUCGCGAAGUCACCGUCUUAGCUUCAUUUCUCCUUUCCUCUCCUUCUCAAGAGUUGGAAGUUGUUGCGUUGGGGACUGGUACGAAAUGCGUUGGACGUUCACUGCUGAGUAACCGUGGUGAUAUUGUUAAUGAUUCCCAUGCUGAAAUUAUUGCUAGAAGAGCGUUAAUCAGGUUUUUCUAUGCGGAGAUUCUACACGUUAUUCCUGAUUUAUAUGAGAAUGAAUGUAAUAAUGGAAGCAAAGAAGUGAAAAUUGGUGAUGCUAGUAACGUGAUUUUUGAACUGGAACUGGAUGGUUGUAGCGAAGGGAAGUUUAAGUUGAGAGAGGGCUGGCAAUUGCAUCUGUACAUAUCACAGUUGCCAUGUGGGGAUGCUUCUGCAAGUUCACCAUUGUCUCCUGUGAGAAAUGUUUUCCUAAGAGAAGGGGAUUUGCCACCAUCUCUAUGCGAGAAUGGUUCUACGGGUGAUCUUUUGGAGGUGACAAAAGAGAAUAACGGUGGAUUUUCAACUGAUGGUUCACAAGUAAGUGGCAUGGUUCAGAGAAAACCUGGUCGUGGUGAUACAACAUUGUCAGUUAGCUGCUCUGAUAAAAUAGCUCGGUGGAAUGUUCUUGGAGUUCAAGGAGCUUUGCUUUCCUACUUUCUUCAACCUGUUUACCUUUCUUCAAUUACUAUUGGACAAUCGUCUAAUAGUCCCGAGAAUUUUUCUUUGGAAGGUCACUUGAAAAGAGCCUUGUAUGAUCGAAUCUUACCAUUGUCAGAUGAACUAGUUGCUCCUUUCCACGUACACAAGCCACUUUUUUGUGCAGCUCCUGUGCCGCCCAUGGAAUUUCAGCAUGCUGACACUGCUCUAGCAACUUUAACAUGCGGGUAUUCCAUAUGUUGGAACAAGUGUGGCAUGCAUGAAGUCAUCCUUGGGACCACUGGAAGAAAGCAAGGCACUUCUGCUAAAGGGGCACUUUCUCCAGCUACCAUGUCCUCUAUAUGCAAAAAGCGGUUAUUGGAGAUUUUCUUGACAUUAAAUCAGGAGUUUCAGAUUAAAUGCCCUGCCAUGGAUAUUUCUUAUCGAGAGCUCAAGAACAAUGCUCAAGUGUACAGUUUAACUUCAAAAUCUUUUAAAGAAAGUGCGCCUUUUAACAAUUGGCCAUUGAAACCCUUGGACUUUGAGGCCUUCUCCAUUUUGAGGGAGUGA
Dovyalis caffra is the source of this 1305-nucleotide messenger RNA. The record is from the annotation of a GenBank genome assembly. Lineage: Eukaryota; Viridiplantae; Streptophyta; Magnoliopsida; Malpighiales; Salicaceae.